Molecule: messenger RNA, 4225 nt
Organism: Maylandia zebra (zebra mbuna)
Lineage: Eukaryota; Metazoa; Chordata; Actinopteri; Cichliformes; Cichlidae
Source: RefSeq, a predicted model, not a curated record
UCAAGGCAACCGUGUCGCUUCGUCUUCGUCCUCCGCCCGUUUGCUUCUUUUCGCGGCGUUUCUUCGGUGGAGCCGCUGCAGCUUCGCCUCACGGAGUCACUUUGGUCCCGAUAAAGAGGAAGAGAAUGGAUUCCAGUUUAGCUGGAAGGCCGGAGAGAGUGGGACCAGUGGAGGUGGGGGACAUAAAGAAGGACCUGCUGGCUGAGUUUUCUGCCAUGCCAACACAGGACGACGCUCAGGAGCAGUCGGAGAACCUGCAGGUUUACCUGAGGGUUCGACCCUUUACUGCAGCCGAGAGCGGCAGCGGAGAGGCACAGGACUGUGUGACCAUCGAGGGGCCGGACACUGUGAUCCUCAAGCCUCCCAGGAGCUGCCAGUCAAACCGACAGAGCGACAAGUCCCUCCCACAAACGGCCCAGAGGUUCACCUUCACGCAGGUGUUCGGUCCGGAGGCGAGUCAGAGGAAGGUGUUCGAGGGCUCCGUUCGGGGUUUGGUCCGAGACGUUCUGCAGGGAGGAAACUGUCUGGUUUUCACGUACGGAGUCACCAACGCCGGGAAGACCUUCACCUUCCUCGGUCCGGACCACGACUCGGGUCUGCUGCCCAGGUCCCUGUCGGUCAUCUUCAACAGCAUCGAAGGCCGCCUGUACGGCCGCUGCGACCUGAAGCCUCAGCGCUGCCGAGACUUCAGCAGACUGACUCCAGACCAGCAGGCGACCGAGAGCAGCAGCAAGAGGAACCUGCUGAGGAUGCUAAAGGAGAGCGACAGAAGCGCGACAACUGGAAGGUCGGCGUUCCUCGAAGGCUCGUCUCUGAGCAGUGACAGCAGUGUGAACAGCGUCUCAGAGGCCGACAGCUUCUGUUUGGACGUCGACUCAAACGUCCGUUUCUCCGUCUGGGUUUCCUUCUGUGAGAUUUACAACGAGAACAUCCACGACCUGCUCGAACAGGUUCCCGGCGGCCAGCAGAGGAGGACGGUCCUGCGUCUGUCUCAGGACGUGAAAGGAAACUCGUUCAUCAAAGACCUGCGUUGGGUCCAGGUGAGCAGUUCGGAGGAGGCGUACAGAGUGAUGAAGAUCGGGAAGAGGAACCAGAGUUUCUCCUCCACCCGCCUGAACCAGCUGUCCAGCAGGAGCCACAGCAUCUUCUCCAUCAGGAUCCUGCGCGUGGAUGACGUCGGCGUUCCCAGAGUCCUCGGCAUCAGCGAACUCGCGCUGUGCGACCUGGCCGGGUCGGAGAGGUGCUCGCGGACGCACAACACCGGCGAGAGGCUGAAGGAGGCAGGGAACAUCAACAGCUCGCUGCUCACGCUUGGAAAGUGCAUCCACGCCAUGAGGCUCAACCAGAACGCCAAGUUUCAGCACCACAUUCCCUUCAGGGAGUCCAAGCUCACACACUUCCUGCAGUUCUUCUUCUGUGGUGCCGGGCGGGUCUCCAUGGUGGUCAACAUCAACCAGAACUCGUCGUGCUUCGACGAGACGCUCAACGUGCUCAAGUUCUCGGCGCUGGCUCAGAAGGUGGUGGUGCUGAACUCGAGGCCGACGGUCCCCGACGGUCCUGGCUCCUCCCAGAGGUCGGCCAUGGAGCUGUCGCUGAUCAUCGACGAGGCAGACUGCCGCAGAAACGUGGCAGGGAGGGGCAGAAAGAGCUCGCUGCUCGCCUGGGAGACGAGCCUGGAGGACGUGCUGGAGGACGAAGAUGGCGAAGAGGGUGAGGAAGAUGGGGAGGAGGAGAGCAUGAUGGAGGGAACGGUCCUGGAGGCAGGAGGCGAGAAUGAGGAGGAGUGGGACGUGACGAUGGAGGAGGACGAGAAGCAGGAGGGCAGGGAGGCGGCGCUGCGUCUCGUUCUCGAGGCUCAGGUCAGAGAAGAAGUCAGCGCUGAGUUCAUGGAGCUCUUUAAAAAGAUGGAGAAGGACUACAGCGACCGCCUGGAGAAGGAGCGGGAGAUCCUGGAGGAGCGGGCGGAGAAGAGGGUGGAGAUCCUGAAGAACCUCGUCAGUAAGACGGUCGACCUGUCUGCUCUUAGCACGGACAGCAACAAGGAGGAGCAGGUGGUGCUGCUGGAGGGAAUCAUCAGCUCCAUGAGUCAAGACCUGGAGAAGAUCAGAGAGGACGCUCAGAGUGUCCACCGCUGUCUGACCGAGCACACACACAGCACAGAGCUGGAGGCGCUGCGACUGGAUAGCCAGCAGUCACGUGACCAACUGCAAGAAGCCGAGAAGCGUCUGGAGCAGCAGCAGCAGGAGGUGUCGAAACUGAUGGAGUUGUGUCGGCAGAAGGACGGCGCCCUUUCCAGGCUCCGGGCAGCCAUGGACCAUGCCGUGGAGGACGCCACCCGAGACAAGCAGCUGGUGGAGUCAAUACGGUCGCAGCUGCUGGAGCUUCAGCAGACCUGCAGCUGCACGAGGAGAGGACAGGAGGAGGAGGGGAGCAGGAAACAUCAGCCUGACUCUGUGGAGGAUGAGAAGCAGCGAGGAGCAAACAGGAGAGUGGUCCUGGAGGAGGAGAUCUGGAGGCUGCAGGAGGAAAAUGACAGAAAGAACGAGGCCAUCGUGGAGCUCAGAGGGAGGGAGGAGGAGCUGCAGCAAGAGAAGGCGAGGCUGGAGGAGGAGCUGAGGAGCCGGGUGGCGGAGGUGGAGGGGCUGAAAAAGGAGCAGGUGCUGCUGGAGGAGCAGCUGCUGGCGCUCAAAAACCUGGACGAGUGUCCAAACUGUGACACUGUGUUGGUGUCUCUGGAGGCGGAGCAGAGGGAGGCGUCCAGACUGCAGAAGGAGAACAAAGCUCUGGUGAACGGGAUCUUCCAGCUGCAGACGGAGGUGACCAGCCUGCAGGUGCAGCUCAAACAGCAGACUGACAGAUCCGACAGCCUAUCAGAGCAGUUCAAAGCCACAAAGACCCGCCUCCACGACCUGGAGCACCAGUCAGAGGAGAAGAACAACUCCAUCAGCAGUCUGACACAGGAACUGGAGCGCCUUCGACAGGAAGUGAAGGAGGAGGAGGGGCAGAGCAGCAGCGUUUUCCACGCCGCCAUGGAGGAGCUGAAGAAGGAGAGCGAGGCGGCGCUCCAGCGCUCUGCUCAGAAAUCCCAACAGAUCGAAGAGCUGCAGACAGACAAGCGGCGGCUGGAGGCGGAGCUUACGCUCAGUGAGAACAGGUGCGCUGAGCUCAGAGAGGAGCUGGCCAAUCAGAGAGCAGAAUUCUCCCACCAGCUGGAGAGCCUGAGGGCGGAGCUCGAUUCAGAAGGCGACGCCCUACAAGCAGCAUUUCAGGACAGCGAGGAGAGGAGGAGGCAGCGGGAGAUGGAGGUGGGAGAGCUGCAGCGAGUCUUGGAUGAGAAGGAGAAAGGUCUGGAAGAAAGCCGCCAACAGGUGGAGACGCUCAGUCGAGAGCUGCAGAGGAGGGAGGAGGAGGAGACGCUGCCUCUGGUGGAAGAGCUGAAGAAGGAGAUCCAGAAACUGCAGGAGAGGAGACAGGAGGAGGAGGAUGGGGGGGGCAAGAGGAUGAAGAGUGGGGAGUGUGAGGCAGUGAUGAAGCAGAGAGACACUCAGGACCUUCGAGACUCUCCUCUUAGGUCCAACAUGGCCGCCAGGAAGAAAACUCCCAGAACCAUGGGGAGGAAGAGGAAGAGCUGCGAGCUGGAGGUUUUGGUGCACAGUGAAAACAAGAGGAACAAACCGAGGGGAAACGCCCGUUGCGUUCAGGAGAGAGGAUGCGCUCUGCAGAAGAUUGAAGAGGCGAUCCACACCUCACCGUGCGUCCUGGGCAGCAAAGGCUCGUCAGGCCCUGCGGCUCCAGAGCGAACUCACCGUCCCGUCCUCUCUGCAGAUAAAAACAUAAGCUCGGUGGAGAAGGAGGCGGUAACCGUGGCAACCAAACCCCGGCGAGGCCGCAGGAAGCUUUACAAUAUGGACCCGUGGGCGCCGAUGGUGGACUCGCCACACACGACGCCCGGAGCAGCGGCGGAGGAUCGGGAGAGCGACCACAGCAUCAUGAAGAGGAAGCUACGCUCUCAAACCUGCAGGAAGUGACAUCAUGAUCGAUCUUUAAUGUGCGGCGUUCUUCGUCUGUCAUCAGUUUGUUGGUUUGUUUGUUUUUAAUGUUUGGACCUUUAAAAAAAAACAGAAACCCACCAGUUCACCUUUGUGAGGCUUUAAAUUUAAGGUGGAAUUGUUUAAGGUGGAUCUCUGUGACUGCUGUGAUGUAAAUAAAGGUGAGCUGAAUCAUG